Molecule: messenger RNA, 2344 nt
Organism: Pomacea canaliculata
Lineage: Eukaryota; Metazoa; Mollusca; Gastropoda; Architaenioglossa; Ampullariidae
Exons: 5
Coding region: 544-1857 (437 amino acids)
Molecular function (GO): protein binding
Source: RefSeq, a predicted model, not a curated record
CUGUUUGCGCGAUUUCUUUAUUGUUCAUGUUUUUUCUCUCUCUGUGUGUUUUGUAUAUUCUAGUUUUGCACUUUUAUUUACCUAUAACAAACAUUGAAUUCAUUUGUACAUUUUGUGAAGCACGCACAUUCGUUCGUCGAAAUGUUUGUAGCACUGACUGCGUUAUGUGAAAGGUUAUCAAAAUGGAGUUCAUGUACUUUCCCCACAUUCACAUCAGCCAAACAAAUCUGUUGUUCAUUAUUUUACUUGAUAAAGAAACCAGACUUUAUCAUACAAAAUGAAGGUUCAACAGAGCUUACUAUCUAGCCUUGUCUUAUCGUAUCCCCUUUGUUGGGUUUCCGAGUUAUCUUUCCACCUACUCAGGGAAGAGUUCAAUUCUCAUGAAUGACCUUUUGCGCUUCACCCCGUGGCUAUAAAAAUCGACAUGGCUGAUCAGCAGGUAUUGCCACCGGCCUUCGUUUGAACCACUUGAACGAUAUCAUUGCCGGAAAAUUGUUGAACCCCUGUGUCAUCCUUAAAUUGUAACCGAGCUACCUAGUCAGGAUGGGAGGAUACGGGACAGUUACUCUGCUUCUCUUUGUAUGUCCAGCUUCCCUCGCGUUCAUUUGGUCCACGGAUAUCCAAGAUGGCGCUGAGCUGUACGCAUGCGUGGGAGACACCGUGACGUUUCCAUGGAACUUUGCUCUUGCCGACGGACAGGUAGUGGAGGAUAUCAAGUGGUAUUUCCAGAGGGAGGGCUUUUCCAGACAGAGCGUAGCGGGGACAGUCGAUGGCACCUUCUUCUCGCUGCCGGCCUUUGCUCGCCGUCUGGAUCACGUGACCGCCGCCGGCAUCCAACUGAAGAACGUCACAGAUGCAGACACGGGCAACUACUCUGUGGUGGUCACCGUCCUUAACGGAACGACAUACUCCACAUUCCAGCAUACCUCGUCUUUAACUGUCGCAGCUGACGCCUUGGUAGCUAGGCGGGGAUCGGAUUUGUUGCUGCAGCAGCAGAGAGUCGCCGUGUACGACAACAGCACGCGCCAGUUUCACGUGCAGCUCAUCUGUGGGAACUUCCGCAUCACUGGAUACCCUCCCGUGGCGGUGGAGUUUACGUAUCCUUCAGGACAGAAAGAUAUUGUUUCGGUCAACAACAGGGGGAACUUCUCUCUCCUGCUGCCUAACCCAGUAGAGGGAGGUACCUACACCUGCCGACUUCUCGCGGACUAUCCGCCCGUCUCCUGUCUGCCCGCCAGCAGCAACGUUCUGUCCAGUGUAACUGUGAGCAUCGAUGAGGUGAGGGCGCGCAUGUCGCUGAUAGAGGCCGAGCAGAGGGCGCUUCUAGCCGACAACGAUCAGCUGAGGAAAGAGAACUCUGACCUCAGAGACAUGCUAGAUAACCAGACGCAACUUUUCCUACAGGAAGUGUCUGAACUGACGAAGGAGCUCAACGAGCUUCAGGAAGAAAAAGCUCUCGGCCACACCAGUUUCCACGUCCAGCUGUCGACUGACGUCUCGGCGUCUAGUUCCCACCCUGUCCUCUUCGACAGGAUCAUCAACAACAACGGAGAGGCAUACAACUCGUCCACCGGCCGCUUCACCGCCCCUCGUAAUUCCACCUACUUCUUCGCUGCUACUUGUGCUGCCACCAACUCAGAUGUCAGCUUUUCCAUGCAUACACUGACGAGAAAAGUGUGUCAGGCGCGGGCUCCCUAUGGGAGACUUUAUAACGACAAUAACCGUCAGUGGUCAGCCACGUGUCACGCCUCGCUGCACCUCGCUGAAGGAGACGAGGUGUGGGUGGAGGUCGACUCCUCUGUCAAUGUCGGCGGCACUUACUCCUCCUUCAGCGGCUUCUCCGUCGACGUUGUUUGAUGUUCUGCAACAAAUGUCCUGUCUCCAGCACCUUCUUGACUGCAUGUCAACAUACGAUUUGUCACAUCGAGCACCAAUCUGAGUGGUUUUAAUGAAAUAGCGAACAAAAUACUUUAUAAGACAUGAACAAAAUAUAAUUCAAGGAGGCACAUAGGCAAAAAUACAAGACCCAAUACACACCAGAUGAAAGACAAGAUACAAUCUACAGAACGCAGAGCGUUAGCUGCAAGACAUACAAAACAGACACCAGAAGCAAAAUUCACAUAAAAAUGUAAAACACUAUAUGCAAAAAGCAGCAAGAUUAAAAGUACAAGCCUCAAUAUAUCAAACAAGAAGCACGAUACAAAAUCAAGACGGAGGAUAGAAGGUGCAGUAAGUAAUAUGCGGUAAACACAGAGGAACUUCAAAAGAUGACAGUGAUACUUUUAUCUGUGAAGACAUUGACCUGGCAAAACAAUCUAAUAAAAGAAAAUAUUUUAAAAUGGCA